AUUCUCAUACCAUGAAAUAAAGUUAACCAACACAGAUCAACUUACUCACUCAACCACCUUUAAUUAAUUCUUGGCAAAAUUAAAAUCAAAACUAAUUUUAUUCAUUAAAACAACUCCCAAAUUCAGCAGCUGUACUAAUAAUUAGUAGUAGGAGAACUGUAAUCCCAACUGAUAAAACCUUACCUUUUCAAAUUCUUACCAUUUUUCCAUUAUUAAACUCAUCUACAAACUGCAAUUCACCGAAUCCCACGACUCUUUUCCACCCAAUCUCAAAAACCCACCAAAUUUCUUUCCAAAUUAUGAACACCCACUUCCAAAAACAACACAAUUGAAGAAAAACCCAGAAAAAAUGAGCAAUUGUGAGAAGCAAAUGUAUAAAAAAGCAGGAUUAAUACUUGCAUUCUUAAUAAUUCUCACAUUCUCAUACUUUUUCUUGAUCGGAAUUUUCGAUCUAAGAGGUUCUUAUCUUACCCCAUUUCUCCAAUCUUUGCCGCCGACGGCGACACCCAACUCGGCCCCACCUUGCCGGAGUUUGUCCCCGUUGAGAGUUUACAUGUAUGAUCUUCCCCGGCGAUUCAACGUGGGGAUGCUCCAGCGGAAGAGCUCUGAUGAAACGCCGGUGACGGUUGAGACGCUGCCGCCAUGGCCAGCGGUUUCUGGGUUGAGAAGGCAGCAUAGUGUUGAGUAUUGGAUGAUGGCUUCUUUGCUUGUUAAAGGGGAGGAGAGAGAAAAUGGUGAUGGGGUUUGGGUUGAGGAAGGGAUGAUGGAAGCUGUGAGAGUAUUGGAUCCAGAAAUGGCGGAUGUGUUCUUUGUGCCGUUUUUCUCUUCUUUGAGUUUCAAUGUUUAUGGGCAUAAUAUGACUGAUCCACGUAAUGAACGUGAUAAGCAACUUCAGGUUGACAUGUUGAAGUUUUUGAGGGAGUCUGAGUACUGGCAAAGAUCAGAAGGCCGAGAUCAUGUCAUCCCUAUCCAUCACCCAAAUGCUUUUAGGUUUCUUCGGGAGCAGGUAAACGCAUCAAUUCUCAUUGUGGCGGAUUUUGGUCGUUAUUCGAAGAGCAUGUCAAGUUUAAAGAAAGAUGUUGUGGCCCCAUAUGUCCAUGUUGUGGAUUCAUAUACCGAUGAUGAAACACCCAGCCCCUUCAAAUCUCGCACCACCCUGUUGUAUUUCCGUGGCAGGACUGUAAGGAAAGAUGAAGGUGUUGUUCGUGCUAAAUUGCAAAAGCUUCUGGAAGGUUAUGAUGACGUUCACUUUGAAAGGAGCUUUGCCUCACAGGAAAGCAUAAAACUGUCCACACAGGGAAUGCGAAAAUCAAAGUUCUGUCUACACCCGGCAGGAGAUACCCCAUCCUCAUGCCGGUUAUUCGAUGCUAUAGUCAGCCAUUGCGUACCCGUCAUCGUUAGCGACCAAAUUGAGCUCCCCUUUGAAGACGAACUCGAUUACUCCGAAUUCUCUCUCUUCUUCUCAACUGACGAGGCACUAGAACCCGGUUAUAUGAUCGAAAAGCUUCGACAAUUCCCAGAAGAAAGGUGGCUUAACAUGUGGAACAAGCUGAAGAGUAUUUCUCACCAUUACGAGUUUCAAUACCCACCAAAGAAUGGUGAUGCAGUCAAUAUGUUGUGGAGACAGAUUAGGCAUAAGCUCCCUUCGGCUAAACUUACUGCUCAUAGAACUCGAAGGUUAAAAAUUCCUGAUUGGUGGGGAAGGAAAAGGUAGUGCCAGUAAAAACCAGGGUUUGUACUUGGUACUUUGUACCUAACUGUACUUAUUUUUGUGUGUACAGUAUCACAUUUUACAGUCUGAAAAUUCCCUAAGAAGGGGAAAAUCAUAGGUUAUUCACUUAUUCUUAUUACAGUUACAUGUUUUUGAUCCAUCUGUUUGUAAUCUCUGUAUUAUCUUUGUAGCAUUAUUUUUGUGCUGCAUUAUGAUGGCACAAUCCCUAUAUUAAAAACACCUGAGGUAUAUUACAGGCUGUGAUGUCUGACUUUUUGA
Messenger RNA from Spinacia oleracea (spinach), 1990 nucleotides. Its product is annotated as probable arabinosyltransferase ARAD1. The record is from RefSeq and is a predicted model, not a curated record. Gene Ontology annotation, molecular function: glycosyltransferase activity. NCBI's taxonomy places the organism in Eukaryota, Viridiplantae, Streptophyta, Magnoliopsida, Caryophyllales, Amaranthaceae. The coding region runs from base 350 to 1714 and encodes 454 amino acids. The transcript is spliced from 4 exons.